AUGUAUGCAACCAUCCACGGUAAACCUGAGACACCACCUGUUGUCCCGCCACCUACUCGACCACCUAUCGUGACCGCGGACAUCAUUUCGAGCUUGACCAACGAACAUCAAGGUAGAUGUUCAGACUCGGAUGAUGAAGACGGGGAUUGGCGUGAUAGCACGGACUAUGUGGGUUUAGCUGGCAUGAAAAGCACGGAGUUCAAUACCACCCUGUACAGCCAACAGCUGCUCGUGGAGCCGGUCAACCAGAGCGGGAUCCCUAAUUCCCUGAACCCUACUGCGCUCAUAGUAAUGAAUGUUGCAGUAUGCAUUGUGCCAUUGUGA
This is a messenger RNA of Suillus bovinus, 324 nucleotides long. RefSeq lists its product as uncharacterized. The transcript has 3 exons. The record is from RefSeq and is a predicted model, not a curated record. Lineage: Eukaryota; Fungi; Basidiomycota; Agaricomycetes; Boletales; Suillaceae. The coding region runs from base 1 to 324 and encodes 107 amino acids.